AUGGCUGGUUUUGAAAGCAGUCAAGGUGCUAGCAGUGCUACACCAUCCACUCCCAAGAGAACAGCUUCAGAGGCCUUUGAGGGUUCACCUACAAGUGAAGGUGCUGAUAGUACAGUGCCACAACCAAAGCGGAGAGUUUCAGAGGCCUUUGAAAGCUCAUUAAGUGAAGCUUCAGAUGGAGAAUUUGACACUGAAAUUGUCUUUGCCUUAGAUUAUUCCUCAAGUGUGUCAGAUGAAAACUUCCAAAAGGAAGUAAACUUUGUCAAACAAUUGGCACAGUCUUGGGAUGUUCCCUCAGAGGAUUCCAUAGUCACUGUUGUGUAUGGGCAUAGUGCCAAAGUAGUAACAUUGGAUUCUGGCAAAGACAACUCUUCUGUUGAAUUAACAGAAGUGAGACCUGAAGCAUGGAUUGAAAGUGGAAGAAGAAGAAUGGAUCAGGCCCUACUUAAGGUUGCUGAUUAUUUCAAAGGGAGGUCCAAGCAUGAUCAGAAUGGGCUUCAUCAGCUUGUCAUUCUAGUGACAGCUGGUAAGCAGGUAUCAGGCACUGAAUGCAAUGAAGAUAACCCUGAUCCCCUUGUGUCAGCAUAUGAGAAACUCUCCUCUGAAAACAUCAAAAUUGUUGUUGUGUCAGUUGGCUUGGCAGCUGAUUUCAAAGAGCUUGGUCACUUGGUGAAGAGGCCACAUUUUUUGUUCCAGCUCUCCAGUUUUGAUGAUAUGACGCCUGAAGAAGCCCAGAGUAUGGCAGCAUACAUGAAGAAGACGGCAGACAUUGAAGCCUAUGCGAAAAAGCAAUUUGACCGCUUCAAAGGUAUCCCCCAAAAGUCAGGUUUGUGGGAAAAUAUUAGCCUUUGUUCUGAUGUCAUGGAAGGAGCUUGGUACUUACUGUACAAUGAUCAGAAGCAGAAUAAACACGCUGGAAUCAAGAAGAAGAUACGAGAAAAUAUUGACAAUUUUCAUAGCAAACUUGUAACAGAAAGUAAGAUUACUGUUUUAGUUGAUGUGUUUGGGCCACUCGGGGCUGGUAAGAGUUUUUUCCUCAACUUUCUUUUAAAUUGGGGUUUACCUGAUGAACAUAAGGUGGAAAAUGGGCCCCUUCCUUCAGCAUCUGGAGGCAGCCAAACACCAAUUCCAAUUUAUGUAAAACAUGGUAACAAUGUUCAGGUGUUGUUACACAAAAGUAACAACGAUGUAAGUAACAAAAGUCCCUCUGUUUGGUUUCCCAAAGAGGAACUGGGUAGAGGCACUUUAGCCCGUGUAAGGGAUAAACUCGAAUCCAAGUUUGAGGAAAUCCAUUCAAAGUUUGAGAUGGAUAAAAGCUUGCCAGAUGUGACUUGCAUAGAAAUUCAGGGACCAUUUCCAGUGUUCCGUGAUUUGAACUGUAAUGUUCACGAGAGCGACAGGACAAGCUUGGGCCAUCCGCAGCUAGGCGUUGCGCUUGAUGUGCAAUUCGUAGAUUUACCUGGACGCGGUGAUCCAAUUGGAGACGAUACAAUCAAUGUGGAGCUGAACAAGGCUGAUACAGUUUUGUUUUUUAGUAGUAGUCAGUCAGGGAGACCAGUUUCGUCGCAAGAUAUCGCAGACAUAUUUAGCAGGCGUAGCAACUGGGAGUUUACAUCGCGGCCCAAACUCAUUCAUGUAGUUAAUGACAGAGAACCACCACACACACCCUCACCCAACUUCGAUCUUUUGCACGAUGAAAAAAGAGAAAACCUCAAGAAAGGAUGGGAGAGCUUUUUCAAGAGUAGCACAGGAGACAAUGGAGUCUACAAAUAGGUAAGGGAGAACCUUCCUCAGCUGAGUGCUGAAGUCCUUUUGGAGAAAUUGUCCAACGAGAGUGACGUCCUUUAUUUCCACUCAGAUAAUCCUGGCUUUGUAAAAUCCUUAAAAUCCUUAAUUGAUGACCAUGUUCAGACCGUGAGAAUGAAAGAAAUGAUCCACCCAUUUUUGAAAAAAGUCCAUUUUGUUGCGAAAAAGCUCAAACAGCGAACGGGUGACACCCGCCACAGACAGAAGAAAAAACAGGAACCAAUUACUGUUAAAGUUGGAGAAACGCCCUUUAUAAUGCUUGGUGACAUAAAUGAAGCGAUUGAGCUGAUCACUUCCUUUAUAGACGAAACACCUCUUCCACUGGAGUUGGAUACUAAGAGCUUGCACCACUUCCUAUACAACAAUUUUUUGGUUUUGAAUAAAACGCAGGUGUUUCUUCAAGAUACUUUGAAGGCGUCAUUGGAAAACUUCACUUCCGAACUGAUUGCCAAUAGUUCCACUUUGCAAGACGUGGAGGCAGGUCUCCUAGAGUUGGUAGAGAUGCUGUGCAAGGAUAAAGUCCAGCAGUAUUGUGUCGAUAUUGCACCAGCAUACCUGCUGCAUGUUUUGGGCAAGAGGAAGAAUCGAAACCCAUUUGGCAAAGCUACAACGAAGCGUUGGUCAAGUGCCAGUAAAGAACAAAAGCGAGACCAAUAUCAUGAAUUGCUUUACCUUCUGCUGAGGCAUACUUUAGAUGCUUUCAAGACAGGUACUCGUGACAAACAAUACAAGAAAUCUCAUUUUUACCUCAUGGAGCAGCUGAAGGAGUUUGUCAGAGAAGGGCUUGCCGUCAGAUUUGUCAGUGAAGCUUCCAAGGCUCAUUGUUUGAAAUCACUGAAUGAAAAGUUACCAAAGAUAAUUGAAUUUUGCAACCAUUCUAUACGGGAAAUAAACCCUCACCCCAGCUUAGAUGGUGUGUACAAUAUACAGAAAUAA
Messenger RNA from Pocillopora damicornis (cauliflower coral), 2742 nucleotides. RefSeq lists its product as uncharacterized. NCBI's taxonomy places the organism in Eukaryota, Metazoa, Cnidaria, Anthozoa, Scleractinia, Pocilloporidae. The record is from RefSeq and is a predicted model, not a curated record.